Molecule: messenger RNA, 1391 nt
Organism: Pomacea canaliculata
Lineage: Eukaryota; Metazoa; Mollusca; Gastropoda; Architaenioglossa; Ampullariidae
Product: fibulin-5-like
Exons: 5
Coding region: 68-532 (154 amino acids)
Source: RefSeq, a predicted model, not a curated record
GACCACCAAGCUCCACCCCAAAGCCAGUCAGCGCCGGGCGACAUCAAGCAAGAGAAAGACAAGGACAAUGCAGGCGAUACUCCUAGUGACUGUCUUCUCCUGUCUUCUUGGGGCUGCAAAUGCAGGUGAUGUUACAUUCGGCAACCCAUGCGUUGCUGCGGACACCUGCACUGAUCCCAACAACGAAUGUUCACCGACAACUGCAAAGUGUGCAUGCAAAAGUGGAUAUACUGCGGUUAACGGAGCCUGCACUGCAAACGGAGCCCUUGGUACAGCUUGUUUAACAGGUUCUGCCUGCACUGGAAACCCGUUAGUCUGCGAUUCAAAUGUAUGCAAGAAAAAAUCUGGAGAGGACUGUAGUGCUGCGGCUGACUGUGUUUCACACUCCACCUGCUCCACGAAGUGCGGGUGUGACAGCGGGUACACUGCGACAGCGACUGGCUUGUGUAACGGAGUUGCUCCCCAGUCUGUGUCCUCCUGGCUUCUCACCGGCACCAUCAUCACGUGUUUGGUGACCUUCAGUCUUCCGUAAGACAACCUUUGACCUUCCACUCAGACCCGGAACCGAAAAUGGACUUUGCUCAAUCGACUUCUGAGACUGUAGUCUUCCUAUAUUUACUUUUUUAAAAAGACGAACAGAGGAAUCAGCAGGGCACUCAAAAACUACAAGCUAAGAAAGUUUUAAGCUGUAUUCACACGGAAGCGAAGUAAAAGAAACAUUUUGAAGUAUGUAGAUGUUGGAUCGUAGAAGACAAACAAUUUGAAAGACGUUUACCAGCGUAAAGACAAAUAGACAACGAAAUGUAAAAACCCAGUAAGACCUUAUUGUUUGCUAGUUUAAAAUGACGAUUAACCUGGAAAUUUAAAACGAUGAAUAUGCUGAAGUACACAGUCGAAGAUCUUCUAUUUUUUAUUGUUCACAAUUUCACUUCUGUUUCGAGUAUCUUUGCUAGAUUACUGUGACUCAAUGGAGCUACAAUUAAUUGCAGAAGAAGAAUUCUUUAAUGGAGGCUCCACGUGAUGUGCACUUUCUCCUCACUAUUUUUUCUUUAUUGAGUCCCUCUCCUCUCACACCCUUUUCUUUUCUUUGUUCCUUGACUGUUUCUUUUUCUCUCCCUCUCCCUCUCCGCAUGUUCACUGUAUGAACCAAACGUUAUCGUCUGGUGAAAGUUAGGAACCUCCAUUGAAAAGAAUUCACUUGUUACCUAUGAAAUGAUUUGAUAUUUCGUUUUUUUACAUUUUAAUAAUUGACAUCUAUUUAUAGACUUUGACUUCCAAUAGAUUACAUUUACAGUACUAUGUCUGUACUCUAGAGGCCUGUUUCUCUAUUGCUCUCAGUGAAUGCAAAAUUACUUUCCGUCCUAUUUUAUUAAAUAUUUUUUGAAUGAAGA